This is a messenger RNA of Oncorhynchus keta (chum salmon), 4567 nucleotides long. RefSeq names its product trichohyalin-like. Bases 666 to 2105 code for a protein of 479 amino acids. Lineage: Eukaryota; Metazoa; Chordata; Actinopteri; Salmoniformes; Salmonidae. The transcript is spliced from 7 exons. The record is from RefSeq and is a predicted model, not a curated record.
CUGAAGGACAGGGGUGAGGAGGUAAAGAGAGAGAGACUGAAAGAUAGGGGUGUGGAGGUAAAGAGAGAGAGACUGAAAGAUAGGGGUGUGGAGGUAAAGAGAGAGAGACUGAAGGACAGGGGUGCGGAGGUAAAGAGAGAGAGACUGAAGGACAGGGGUGUGGAGGUAAAGAGAGAGAGACUGAAGGACAGGGGUGCGGAGGGAAAGAGAGAGAGACUGAAGGAUAGGGGUGCGGAGGUAAAGAGAGAGACUGAAGGACAGGGGUGCGGAGGUAAAGAGACUGAAGGACGGGUGCAGAGGUAAAGAGAGAGAGACUGAAGGACAGGGGUGUGGAGGUAAAGAGAGAGACUGAAGGACAGGGGUGUGGAGGUAAAGAGAGAGAGACUGAAGGACAGGGGUGCGGAGGUAAAGAGAGAGACUGAAGGACAGGGGUGUGGAGGUAAAGAGAGAGAGACUGAAGGAUAGGGGUGCGGAGGUAAAGAGAGAGACUGAAGGACAGGGGUGCGGAGGUAAAGAGACUGAAGGACGGGUGCAGAGGUAAAGAGAGAGAGACUGAAGGACAGGGGUGUGGAGGUAAAGAGAGAGAGACUGAAGGACAGGGGUGCGGAGGGAAAGAGAGAGACUGAAGGACAGGGGUGCGGAGGGAAAGAGAGAGACUGAAGGACAUGGGUGUGGAGGUAAAGAGAGAGAGACUGAAGGAUAGGGGUGUGGAGGUAAAGAGAGAGAGACUGAAGGACAGGGGUGCGGAGGUAAAUAGAGAGAGACUUAAAGAUAGGGGUGUGGAGGUAAAGAGAGAGAGACUGAAAGAUAGGGGUGUGGAGGUAAAUAGAGAGAGACUGAAGGACAGGGGUGUGGAGGUAAAGAGAGAGAGACUGAAGGACAGGGGUGUGGAGGUAAAGAGAGAGAGACUGAAGGACAGGGGUGUGGAGGUAAAGAGAGAGAGACUGAAAGAUAGGGGUGUGGAGGUAAAGAAAGAGAGACUGAAGGACAGGGGUGAGGAGGUAAAGAGAGAGAGACUGAAGGACAGGGGUGUGGAGGUAAAGAGAGAGAGACUGAAGGACAGGGGUGAGGAGGUAAAGAGAGAGAGACUGAAGGACAGGGGUGUGGAGGUAAAGAGAGAGAGACUGAAGGACAGGGGUGAGGAGGUAAAGAGAGAGAGACUGAAGGACAGGGGUGUGGAGGUAAAGAGAGAGAGACUGAAGGACAGAGGUGUGGAGGUAAAGAGAGAGAGACUGAAGGACAGGGGUGAGGAGGUAAAGAGAGAGAGACUGAAGGACAGGGGUGUGGAGGUAAAGAGAGAGAGACUGAAGGACAGGGGUGUGGAGGUAAAGAGAGAGAGACUGAAGGACAGAGGUGUGGAGGUAAAGAGAGAGAGACUGAAGGACAGGGGUGAGGAGGUAAAGAGAGAGAGACUGAAGGACAGAGGUGUGGAGGUAAAGAGAGAGAGACUGAAGGACAGGGGUGAGGAGGUAAAGAGAGAGAGACUGAAGGACAGAGGUGUGGAGGUAAAGAGAGAGAGACUGAAGGACAGGGGUGUGGAGGUAAAGAGAGAGAGACUGAAGGACAGGGAUGUGGAGGUAAAGAGAGAGAGACUGAAGGAUAGGGGUGCGGAGGGAAAGAUAGAGAGACUGAAGGCCAGGGGUGUGGAGGUAAAGAGAGAGAGACUGAAGGACAGGGGUGAGGAGGUAAAGAGAGAGAGACUGAAAGAUAGGGGUGUGGAGGUAAAGAGAGAGAGACUGAAGGACAGGGGUGAGGAGGUAAAGAGAGAGAGACUGAAAGAUAGGGGUGUGGAGGUAAAGAGAGAGAGACUGAAAGAUAGGGGUGUGGAGGUAAAGAGAGAGAGACUGAAGGACAGGGGUGUGGAGGUAAAGAGAGAGAGACUGAAGGACAGGGGUGCGAAGGUAAAGAGAGAGAGACUGAAGGACAGGGGUGUGGAGGUAAAGAGAGAGAGACUGAAGGACAGGGGUGCGGAGGUAAAGAGAGAGAGACUGAAGGACAGGGGUGUGGAGGUAAAGAGAGAGAGACUGAAGGACAGGAGAGCGGAGGUAAAGAGAGAGACUGAAGCACAGGGGUGUGGAGGUAAAGAGAGAGAGACUGAAGGAUAGGGGUGCGGAGGUAAAGAGAGAGACUGAAGGAUAGGGGUGCGAAGGUAAAGAGAGAGAGACUGAUGGAUAGGGGUGCGGAGGUAAAGAGAGAGAGACUGAAGGAUGGGGGUGCGAAGGUAACGAGAGAGAGACCGAUGGAUAGGGGUGCGGAGGUAAAGAGAGAGAGACUGAAGGACAGGGGUGCGAAGGUAAAGAGAGAGAGACUGAAGGACAGGGGUGUGGAGGUAAAGAGAGAGAGACUGAAGGACAGGGGUGCGGAGGUAAAGAGAGAGAGACUGAAGGACAGGGGUGUGGAGGUAAAGAGAGAGAGACUGAAGGACAGGAGAGCGGAGGUAAAGAGAGAGACUGAAGCACAGGGGUGUGGAGGUAAAGAGAGAGAGACUGAAGGAUAGGGGUGCGGAGGUAAAGAGAGAGACUGAAGGAUAGGGGUGCGGAGGGAAAGAUAGAGAGACUGAAGGCCAGGGGUGUGGAGGUAAAGAGAGAGAGACUGAAGGACAGGGGUGAGGAGGUAAAGAGAGAGAGACUGAAGGACAGGGAUGUGGAGGUAAAGAGAGAGAGACUGAAAGAUAGGGGUGUGGAGGUAAAGAGAGAGAGACUGAAGGACAGGGGUGAGGAGGUAAAGAGAGAGAGACUGAAAGAUAGGGGUGUGGAGGUAAAGAGAGAGAGACUGAAAGAUAGGGGUGUGGAGGUAAAGAGAGAGAGACUGAAGGACAGGGGUGUGGAGGUAAAGAGAGAGAGACUGAAGGACAGGGGUGCGAAGGUAAAGAGAGAGAGACUGAAGGACAGGGGUGUGGAGGUAAAGAGAGAGAGACUGAAGGACAGGGGUGCGGAGGUAAAGAGAGAGAGACUGAAGGACAGGGGUGUGGAGGUAAAGAGAGAGAGACUGAAGGACAGGGGUGCGGAGGGAAAGAGAGAGAGACUGAAGGAUAGGGGUGUGGAGGUAAAGAGAGAGAGACUGAAGGACAGGAGAGCGGAGGUAAAGAGAGAGACUGAAGCACAGGGGUGUGGAGGUAAAGAGAGAGAGACUGAAGGAUAGGGGUGCGGAGGUAAAGAGAGAGACUGAAGGAUAGGGGUGCGAAGGUAAAGAGAGAGAGACUGAUGGAUAGGGGUGCGGAGGUAAAGAGAGAGAGACUGAAGGAUGGGGGUGCGAAGGUAACGAGAGAGAGACCGAUGGAUAGGGGUGCGGAGGUAAAGAGAGAGAGACUGAAGGACAGGGGUGCGAAGGUAAAGAGAGAGAGACUGAAGGACAGGGGUGUGGAGGUAAAGAGAGAGAGACUGAAGGACAGGGGUGCGGAGGUAAAGAGAGAGAGACUGAAGGACAGGGGUGUGGAGGUAAAGAGAGAGAGACUGAAGGACAGGGGUGCGGAGGGAAAGAGAGAGAGACUGAAGGAUAGGGGUGCGGAGGUAAAGAGAGAGACUGAAGGACAGGGGUGCGGAGGUAAAGAGACUGAAGGACGGGUGCAGAGGUAAAGAGAGAGAGACUGAAGGACAGGGGUGUGGAGGUAAAGAGAGAGACUGAAGGACAGGGGUGUGGAGGUAAAGAGAGAGAGACUGAAGGAUAGGGGUGCGGAGGUAAAGAGAGAGACUGAAGGACAGGGGUGCGGAGGUAAAGAGACUGAAGGACGGGUGCAGAGGUAAAGAGAGAGAGACUGAAGGACAGGGGUGUGGAGGUAAAGAGAGAGACUGAAGGACAGGGGUGUGGAGGUAAAGAGAGAGAGACUGAAGGACAGGGGUGCGGAGGUAAAGAGAGAGACUGAAGGACAGGGGUGUGGAGGUAAAGAGAGAGAGACUGAAGGAUAGGGGUGCGGAGGUAAAGAGAUAGAGACUGAAGGAUAGGGGUGCGAAGGUAAAGAGAGAGAGACUGAUGGAUAGGGGUGCGGAGGUAAAGAGAGAGACUGAAGGACAGGGGUGCGGAGGUAAAGAGACUGAAGGACGGGUGCAGAGGUAAAGAGAGAGAGACUGAAGGACAGGGGUGUGGAGGUAAAGAGAGAGAGACUGAAGGACAGGGGUGCGGAGGGAAAGAGAGAGACUGAAGGACAGGGGUGCGGAGGGAAAGAGAGAGACUGAAGGACAUGGGUGUGGAGGUAAAGAGAGAGAGACUGAAGGAUAGGGGUGCGGAGGGAAAGAGAGAGAGACUGAAGGACAGGGGUGCGGAGGUAAAGAGAGAGACUGAAGGAUAGGGGUGCGAAGGUAAAGAGAGAGAGACUGAUGGAUAGGGGUGCGGAGGUAAAGAGAGAGAGACUGAAGGAUGGGGGUGCGAAGGUAACGAGAGAGAGACCGAUGGAUAGGGGUGCGGAGGUAAAGAGAGAGACUGAAGGACAGGGGUGUGGAGGUAAAGAGAGAGAGACUGAAGGACAGGGGUGCGAAGGUAAAGAGAGAGAGACUGAAGGACAGGGGUGUGGAGGUAAAGAGAGAGAGACUGAAGGACAGGGGUGCGGAGGUAAAGCGAGAGAGACUGAAGG